CAGCUAAUGUUUAACAGACUACCACGUUUAGUUUAAGUUAUAUUUAGCAAUCAGACGCAUGAUGUAAUACGACCUAUAAAGAGUGCUGUGAAACCGCCACAAAAUAUCGCAUAGUUUUAUUUUUUAAAUUUUAUUGUUUAUGGGUGAAGUCGUUGGCAACACCGCAUCGCAUUCAGACUUGCAUUUUUUGCAUCGUUUUUUUAUCCCGGUGUGCUUCUAGUUACCACAUUUUUCAACUUUGUGUAUGUUUUUAAUUUGAAAUGGCUUACAAUUGAGACAACCUAUUAGUGACCACUGGGUUGGAGCAAUUAAUGUUUGUUAAGUGUUUUGCCCAAAGACACAUACGCUGAUAAGCCACGGCGCGGAUAAAAAAACGGAUACGUUGUAAUAUUAGAAGUUCAGAGCAGUAACGCUUUUUUGAGAUAUCGCAGUUUAAGCUAUAUUUUCACUUGUGCAAAAUAACCGUGUUAUUUAUAGUAGGGUGGGGGGAAAUGGAACACCCUUUUAUUUUAAUUUCUUGCUCCAUUUAAUAUAAAAACAAAGGUUAUUCAAAGCGUUAAAAGACUAUUUCCUCACGGCUCCAACAUACCGUGGUUAAUUGUUUAAAACGCAAUCUUUAAAUAUUAUGUGCUAAAGGUGUCCUAUCUUCCCCACAGUCCUAUAUAUAUAUAUAUAUAUUGCACUCGAAUAAGGCAUGCAGAGUACGUUGAAUAAGUAGUCAUGCCCACUGUUGCAAUCUAUGUCGAAUACGAAUCAACAAUUAAGAUAUACUAAGAUACUUCGUGUUUAACACAGACUUAACGCUGGCCGAGUCAUCCUUAUAAUCGAGGAUAGAUAUUCCAAAAGAACAAUUAGAGUUAGACCCCACGAGACGGAGGGUAGCGUCAAAGCAAGGCCUACUCAUUACAUUGAAUAGCCCAUGGUCCUCGCACGCCGUAACAAUUGGAGGCGGAACUAGUUCUGAGCGACACCUAGUGGGAGCAACCCAUUACAAUCGCACGAGCUAACAAUCAACUAAUUGCUUCAAUACCACAAGCAAAUUCAACCUAAACCGCGUGGGUAAAAAAUACCUUUCAUACUUUUUUAAGGCUUUUACAAAUACACCUUGUGUAUUUGUAAAACUUAAAAUGUUGUAUAUUUAUCUUACCCCAGCUUACUAUAAAUUAAAAUCAUUUUUUCGAACACAGGUAUUAUAUGUUGUUUAUCUCAAACCGGCCAAAAAAACAAACUAAAACUAUACAAGUAUCGUGUUUGCGAUAUAAUUAGCUUGGAAUGGCCAGAGUUCCGCGACGGUUAAAUUGAAUUAGCGGGAAUUAUAAUCUAACGUGUCGGCCGGCCAUUGUUGUUUCUAUACGCGCGACAGAGAAUGAAUAUGACAGGGCAGAACUGCCUUUGAUUUCGCACACAAUCCGAUACUGCCAGUGACGAGUGGUGGUUUUUGUGACAAAAGAAAUAUGGUGGCCUGAAGGGUUCCGCAUAGUGCAAACAGAGCUCUAAAAACAGCCCUAUUCUCAUACAUUAUGGAUUUUGCUAAGUAUCGGCAGGUGACUUUCAGCGGCUUAGGAAGCUUAUAUAUAGGUUUAUAUAUAGACUUUAAAUGAGUAUUAUUUUCUGCAUAUAAAGCGGAAAACGAAUUCGGUCUCUUUGUUUUUAUUUCUGUUUGUUUAAAAGCAGCAGACGUAUCAGAUUACUUUUCAUUCAACAAGAAUCCGCCCUAUGACCGUGUAAGCUUGUUCGAGCUGUUUGGGAAGUAAGCAUCAAGUAUCUAAUUUUUUAUUUGUAGGAAUUCUGCAGGCGCCCCUUAUAACAGAAUAAUAAUAAUAACUUUAUUUUUCUUCUCGACCACGGUAGCGAAGAUUUUGAACAAUUUUAAACAAAAAGACAGGAUAUAGCGACAGAACAACACGAGCCUUUUAUGUCUAACUAUUAUCAAGUUAAAAAAUAGAAACAAAAGUGUACGUAUGGCACAAUAUAUUUUAUAACAGAAUAUCUCGUAUUUUUAUGAGUAUAGGUAUACAGUACUCUGAUCAUUUACGGUUUUGGACCGGCAUGCUGGACAGUAAGUCGAAUUUAAACUCUGCAAAUUCACACAAGAUGUCGUGGGCAGAUGUAAACAUACAGGGCGACUACGAUUUAUAUGCGAGGUCUCCUGUUAGGAGGGCAAACAAAGACGAAGCACAAACGCAAAAAGUGUCAGAAUCUAACAGUUCCAACCCCUCGCCUCGAAAUGAGAACAGCACGCGUUCAGUGCAAGAUCGUUCGGGUCGGCAAAGAAAACCGAGAGUUAAGCUGUCGAAGUCACCCGCAAAGGUACAAGAGCAGGACGUUGAAAAGAAAAAUCAAGAUGCAAAAAUACAGGACACAGAGAAAGUGUUUGGAAAUACUGAUAAAUUGGGUGAUAACCGAGAAAAAGACAACAAAAGUAAAAUCCAUGAAAAUUUAAACUUUCUCAGACCCAAGUUUGUCGAUUCUCCUGACAAUGAUAUACCAGACAACAAAGAAACGAAUAUCCUUUCAGAUUGUAUGCACAAAGCAGGUGACGAAAACCACAAGUUCAACAACAAUACACUGUCAAAGGAGACGAGUCCCCACCAAAAUCGAAAAGGAAAACAAAAACGCACGCCGCAGCUUCACGCGCCUGGUAACCCAUUCUCUCCACCCGUGGCGUCGGUAAUACAUUUCAGGCCACCUGUUGAGAUGGGAGCAAUUAACAACUCAGUUCAAAGGCGAUUUGUGAUAAGAAAUGGAAUUUUAAUGGACGAUCUUCAUACGAAAGAAAACUUGACGCGUCGGUCGGCGAUUUUUAUGGCGAAGUACCUUGGCAUGGGGUACGACCCACUUCCAAACCGUGUAACUUCUAUUGUCGUGCGUCCUAUGCUUCCACCACUAAAACGGCGGCAAGAAGGAUUUGCCAUUCGCGACCGUCCUAAAAUAGCACAGGACGAACAAAAACAAGAAAAGAUCGAGACUGAACUGGGGCCUCUGCGGGUUUCCGACGCAUAUAACUCCCGCAGAAAUUACGCUAUAAAGUCGAGGUUACAGGAGUCGGACAAUACCAACCUAGAAUCGCGUCUCGACGAGACGGAAAUAUUUGAUCAUAUUGUACGGUGGAGGUCCAAGGUUCGACACUGUGGAAAGCCAGCGAUGUACCGCCGCGUGACGUCACCUACUUUAGGCGAAGUUGCUCUACGAAGAAAAUUAACCGACCGCCUGCCAACUAGACAGGUUCGGCGAAACUGGCGUGGGCUACCCGAUAUACAAAGUAGCGAUUUGGACAGAUGGCGGCAACCCGCAUCAGUACUUGGCGUACAUACGUCACAACCGGACAAUAAACAUAUCAGGGAAAACCCCCAAGAUGAUAUAAAACAUAGAGACUCACCUGAUGCUGCGACAGACUUGAAAAGCAGGCAUGCAAAUAGUGAUAUCGCCAGAACUUGAAUACUGAUGGAUUUGGUUCCUCCUGAAAUACCACUUCGUAAACGCAGACCAGUUUGGCAACGAAUGCGCUAAAUUGUAUAGUAAUUUACUACACAGAGCUGUGUAUAGUAGGGUGGGGGAAGACGAGACACCUUUAGCACAUAAUAUCCAAAUAUUUUAAUUGUGUUUUAAACAAUUAACAAAGGUCUAUGGAAGUCGUGAAGAUACAGUUUUAUAGUUUUUUGAAUGUUCUUGGUCACAACUAAAUGGAAAGUGGAAAUAGAAUGAAAAGGUGUCCCAUCUUCCCCCACCCUACUAUAUAACGUAAUAAAAAAGACAACAUGAAAAGAGAAUUAAGAAAAGCAAACAGACUGGAGAAUUACCAUCUUAAAGAACUGGUUGAACACUUACUAAAAGUUUAAAGGGUUCAUAUUUUAUAUAAAUGAAAAUGAAAAAGAAAUACACAGAUAUUGUCGUUGUCGUUCAGAUUUUAUA
Molecule: messenger RNA, 3912 nt
Organism: Ciona intestinalis (vase tunicate)
Lineage: Eukaryota; Metazoa; Chordata; Ascidiacea; Phlebobranchia; Cionidae
Source: RefSeq, a predicted model, not a curated record